UCAAAACACCAUCGCGGCCCCGCAAGCGUCCCAUGGCGGAUCGAACAACUUCCACUUCUAUGGACCCAGCGCGCCAACCCCGGCAGCUGGCCGAAAUCCACCCAAACCUCGCAAGCCAUUCUCGACAGUGCCCUUCCCACCUGAUCCCGACUUCGUCGACCGUCCCGAUAUCCUGAAAUGGAUGCAUGACAAAUGUGCCAGACCUGCUGCUCGUAUCGCGCUUGUCGGUCUUGGCGGUAUAGGAAAAUCGCAGCUUGCCAUUCAAUAUGCGCAUCAAGUGUGGCAGCGCUCGCCCAACACAUGGGUCUUCUGGGUGCAUGCUAGCACUCGAGGGCGAUUUGAGGAGGCCUACCAGUCUAUUGCGGACAGACUCGAACUGCCCCGGCGGAACGAUCCCGAUGUUAAUGUCUUUCGGCUGGUACGCGAGUGGCUCCGAGUCGAGGAGAACGGGCCAUGGGAGAUGAUCCUCGAUAACGCUGAUGAUGCCGAUGUCUUCUUCUCGACUGCACAGGAUCGACUUACCUCGUUCUUACCGCAGAGCGGUAACGGAUCUAUCGUCGUUACAUCGCGAAGCAUGGAUGUGGCAGAAAGACUGGUGGGUGGUCAGAGAAACAUUUUUAUCAUACCAGCGAUGAAAACCGAGGAAGCAUGCCAACUGCUGCGGGAAAAAGUCCAAGUUGGUUAUGACGCCGGAGCCGCGGCUGACUUAGUACGUGUUCUCAACUAUAUGCCUCUUGCGAUUACACAGGCCGCCGCCUUCAUCAACCGCCGGGCACCGCGAACGUCAAUACCCGCAUACCUAGAUGAGUUCCGGAGGAGCGACAAGAAGAAGGCAAGCCUCCUCAACAAAGAUGCAGGCGACCUCCGUCGAGAUGAGUCCGCCUCCAAUUCAGUCGUCAUUACAUGGCAGAUUACCUUCGAGCAGAUCCGUCGCGAGCGGCCAUCAGCUGCCGACCUGCUCUCCUUCAUGAGCUUCUUUAAUCCCCAAGGAAUCCCCAAGUUUGUGCUUCAAGCCUAUGCAUGCGACCAUGGGGAAGACAACGAGGAUGACCUUGACGAGGACCUUGAGACCCUUCGCGGAUACUCAUUGGUGGCGGUAACAGCCGAUAGAGAAAUAUUCGAGAUGCAUGCCUUAGUGCAAUUUUGCACUCGGGUGUGGCUAUCGUCAUUUGGCGAUAUGCAGCAGUGGGAGCGGGAGUUUCUGAAGGUGAUGUCAGACCAGUAUCCAUUUGGGGAGUAUGACAACUGGGCGGAAUGUCAGAGGUUGGAUCCCCACAUUGAAGCGAUUGUGAAAGAAGAGCCAGGUGAUAGCAAAGACGUUUUGAAGUGGGCUAGGCUGCUUACCAAUGCAGGAUUGUAUCGGUGGAUGAAGGGGAGGUAUGAGGAGGCCGAGGAGAUGGACCGACGAGCUCUUGGGACGAGGGAGAGGGUUCUCGGCAGAGAGCAUCCACACACGCUUGCGAGCGUCAGCAAUCUCGCGUCGGUGCUGCGACGUCAGGGAAAGUACGAGGAGGCAGAGCAGAUGAAUCGACGAGCUCUCGAGUGGUAUGAGAAGGUUCUUGGCAGAGAGCAUCCAUACACACUCGCAAGCGUCCACAAUUUUGCGUUAGUGCUGCGAUAUCAAGGAAAGUACGAAGAGGCGGAGCAGGUGAACUGGCGAGCUCUAAAGGCGAGGGAGAAGGUGCUUGGCAGAGAGCAUCCAGACACGCUCGCGAGCGUCUACAAUCUUGCGUCAGUGCUGCAAAACCAGGGAAAGUACGAAGAGGCGGAGCAGAUGCAUCGACAAGUUUUCGAGUGGUAUGAGAAGGUUCUUGGCAGAGAGCAUCCACACACGCUUGCGAGCGUCAGCAAUCUCGCGUCGGUGCUGCGACGUCAGGGAAAGUACGAGGAGGCAGAGCAGAUGAAUCGACGAGCUCUCGAGUGGUAUGAGAAGGUUCUUGGCAGAGAGCAUCCAUACACACUCGCAAGCGUCCACAAUUUUGCGUUAGUGCUGCGAUAUCAAGGAAAGUACGAAGAGGCGGAGCAGGUGAACUGGCGAGCUCUAAAGGCGAGGGAGAAGGUGCUUGGCAGAGAGCAUCCAGACACGCUCGCGAGCGUCUACAAUCUCGCAUACCUCUUCCAUAGACAGGCCUGCUUCUCACAGGCGGCUAAGCUCUAUGAGAAGGCUUGUAGCGGUUAUGUUCAAAUUCUUGGAUCUGAUCACCCUACUACGAGAGCCUGUGUGGCACAUUACUGUUCUUUGAGGGAAGACAUGGCGAAUGACCAUGGACAUUUAUAUAGAGCAGAGUGACUGCUUCAGCAGUGCCAUUUGUCACUAGAAGCUGCUCAAACUUUAUUAUUUCUUCUAGUGCUUAGCAUAGGAUUAUGGUGGAGAGCGGAGCACGACGAUGACUACUCGCAAUACGGUUAUGGAGGAGAGCAAGCCGUCUGUUUGAACAGUGUAUUUUUCCUCCAUUGCAAUUCAUCUUAUUACACUCGUAUUUCGCAAAUUGAUUGUGCUAAAUUGCAUCUUUGCCCUAACAAUAGGUCCUUUAAAUGCGCGAUGAAAAAUCAACAAACUCCUGAGAUCAGUGUGGCUAACAAACCGACCGA
Messenger RNA from Ilyonectria robusta, 2592 nucleotides. RefSeq lists its product as uncharacterized. Gene Ontology annotation, cellular component: kinesin complex. The transcript has 3 exons. The record is from RefSeq and is a predicted model, not a curated record. Gene Ontology annotation, molecular function: protein binding; ADP binding. Lineage: Eukaryota; Fungi; Ascomycota; Sordariomycetes; Hypocreales; Nectriaceae. Bases 182 to 2290 code for a protein of 702 amino acids.